UUGUUAAAUAUUUAUUAAGAGAUACGAUAAUAGCAGUUGUCAUUACAAAUUGAUGGGGAUACCAACCAAUAAUUUUCGAAGAAGUUUAAUUACUUUUUCUUAUGCUUUUUUAUCAAUUCAACCAUAUAUACAUACUUACUACGUAUGUACCGUAUAACCUGUGAUUGUAGUAUAUGUAAGUUUACACUGACUGGUUUGUGCAGCCGGUGAAGUUGGGUGAAGCCGGGACAAACAAUAUAUACACAUUUUUUACGUAAUUAGGAGAUUUGCUGCAUUGCUUUUUAAUUUGAGAACAUAACAAGUACUCAAAAUGAGUAAAGCACAUCCUCCUGAACUCAAAAAAUACAUGGAUAAGAGAUUAUCACUAAAAUUAAAUGGUGGACGACACGUUGUCGGUAUUUUACGCGGAUUUGAUCCAUUCAUGAAUAUGGUGAUCGAUGAAAGUAUAGAAGAAUGCAAAGAUGGCACAAAAAACAAUAUUGGCAUGGUGGUAAUACGUGGUAAUAGCGUCAUAAUGUUAGAGGCUCUAGAUAGAAUAUGAGAACAACAAACGCGGAAAUUAUGUAAAAAUAUAAUUUGUAUUCUUAGGAGAUUAAGUAAAGAAUCUUUUUUAUGACUUAUCAAGUUAACGCUUUUAAUCCUUCUCCAAAUAAGAAUAUGUUUCAAACAACGCAAUUUGUGUCUAAAAAUAAAACGUCACUUUAAAUAAA
Megalopta genalis is the source of this 710-nucleotide messenger RNA. RefSeq names its product small nuclear ribonucleoprotein G (gene SNRPG). Gene Ontology annotation, cellular component: U4 snRNP; catalytic step 2 spliceosome; U12-type spliceosomal complex. Lineage: Eukaryota; Metazoa; Arthropoda; Insecta; Hymenoptera; Halictidae. The record is from RefSeq and is a predicted model, not a curated record. Gene Ontology annotation, biological process: spliceosomal snRNP assembly; mRNA splicing, via spliceosome. Gene Ontology annotation, molecular function: RNA binding.